ACAGUAGUAAAGUAAAGUAAGUCUUUCCACCUCUUUGUUCAGCUAGCAGAUAUAACUUACACUGCCGGUGAUCACCCUCUCACCGAUUGUAUAUGCAGAUUUGUGUGGCCGGCGAAUAUGGCCCCACCAAAAUCCGUGCGUACAAUAUCUCAAGAAGCCUUCGAUGAAUUGGUGAAGGAAAAUAUUGAAGAUCUUGAAAUGGACCCCACUGAAGCCCUUGAAGACGCUAUUCAAACCCUAACUCUCCAAGAUGUUGAUCUCUCCGGGAUCGUGUCUAGCAUUUUGGGUUCGGGGGAGGAAAAUCCAGUAAUUCAAUCACUUGAGAGGCUGAAGGAAUUGGAUCGUGAUUGGAAGCAGGAAGGCAGGGAUGAGAAAGAUGUGAAUGAAAUAGUUGAGUGGUUAGAUAAAUUAAAUGCUGUCUGUAAUGUUGAUGCACCAGGAAAUGCUGCUAUAGCAUCGAAAAAUGGUGCUGUAGAAUUGGUGUGUUCGCUAUGCGGUAAACUUGGGAGCGGAUUCAAUCAAGCUCUUGUUUCAGCACUCAAUACAUUGGCUUCAUUACUUCAUGAUGGAAGAGUUGAUAUCAUCAAUGGAAAAUGUCUUGUAUUCAUGAUUGUAUCAUGUGCAGAUCUACAGAGCAUUGAAAUAUUUAGGGCGACUAAUGGUCCAAAGUUGGUUAUGAAUAUCCUAAACAAUAGGAAAGAAAACUUAAGCAUCUUGAACAGUGGAUUUUCUGUUGUUUCUGCCGCUGCAACUGGUAAUGAGGUCAUCAAGGAGGCAUUUAUGAACUUGAAAAUUGAUGAACUGAUUCUUCAAUGUUUAAGAGAAUUUAGUAGGGGGAGCAUUCCUUAUUUAUAUGAUGCUGUACGAGUCCUGCUAACAUCUGAUGAUAAUCGUGUUGUGGCCUCUGAAGUUUAUGGGUAUGCCAGAAGGUUCGCGAAAAUAGGAAUUGUUGAAGCACUUGUUGAUUCACUUCAUGUAUGGAUUAAGGCGCCUAGUCUGGUGUCUGCAACUGUUGCUUUGAAGGCUAUUGCUGUUAAUGAUGAAAUAUGCAGAGCUGUUGCUGAUAAUGGUGGUAUUGCCGCAAUUCUUCAAUGUAUAGAUGACAGCGGUGAACAGGGUGAAAAAAUUGUAGCCAGAACUUGCUGUUCCUUGUUAUCUAAGUUGGCAGGAAGUGAUAUAAACAAGAGUGCUAUUGUAGAAAAGGAUGGCAUGGACAAGCUUAUGAAACUUGCAACGAGAUUUUCCGACGAUCCAACUGUGCUACAAGAGGUCAUGUCUACGAUAAUGGUGCUGACCUUGAGGUCUCCACAUAAUGCUGCCUGCGCAGUUGAAGCUGGAGCUGGUGAUAUUGUUAUCCGAGCUAUGCAGAGGUUUCCAGAAUCAGAGUUACUGCAAAGAAGCUGUUGUUUCAUGAUCCGAAAUCUUGUGGUUAGGAAUCCAGAAAACAGGACUAUUUUGCUUGGUAAUGGCAUUGAGAAGCUCAUCAGAAAGGCUAAGAUGAAUUGCAAGAGCUGUAAGAAUGCUGCAGCUGAUGCUCUUAGGGAUCUAGGACUAGAUAACUUUAACUUGUAGUCCCAGAAGUUCAAACUCACUUUUGUUGUGAAAUCCUCCCCCCCUCCCCCCGCCGACACCCCCCCACAACUCAACCAAAACCAUCCCCAAUUCUUUGGGUCUGAAAAAGGAACACGAUCCUGCUGUUUAUAGUCUAUUGAUUGAAAGAGUGUUUUAUGCUUAAAAAAUGAAUGCAAUUGGAACAGAUUUGUGAUUUGAUUUGGAUAAUAACACAAAUAUUAUCCGGAUAUUAUGCAAGUGUAGAAGUGGAUCUUCUAUUAUACA
This is a messenger RNA of Capsicum annuum, 1836 nucleotides long. RefSeq names its product armadillo repeat-containing protein 6. The record is from RefSeq and is a predicted model, not a curated record. Bases 118 to 1572 code for a protein of 484 amino acids. Lineage: Eukaryota; Viridiplantae; Streptophyta; Magnoliopsida; Solanales; Solanaceae. Gene Ontology annotation, molecular function: protein binding. The transcript has 8 exons.